Messenger RNA from Hemiscyllium ocellatum (epaulette shark), 2618 nucleotides. RefSeq names its product chromobox homolog 4 (Pc class homolog, Drosophila) (gene cbx4). Gene Ontology annotation, biological process: negative regulation of DNA-templated transcription. The transcript has 5 exons. Bases 216 to 1838 code for a protein of 540 amino acids. The record is from RefSeq and is a predicted model, not a curated record. NCBI's taxonomy places the organism in Eukaryota, Metazoa, Chordata, Chondrichthyes, Orectolobiformes, Hemiscylliidae.
GAGAGAGAGAGAGAGAGGAAGGGAGAACGAUCUGUGACUACGGAGUCUAGAACGGAGGGGACAGGAAAAAGCCCGCCCGGAAAGGGUGCCAAGAAGAGAAACAAGAAGAGCGAGAGGAAAGCCGCGACUGCCCACAGCGGGAGUGCUCCCUUCCGGGUGAAGCGAGCUGCAGUUAGCAGAGGUCAAGCGGCGUCCGUCUAGCUCUUCGCAUCGCUAUGGAGCUACCAGCCGCAGGGGAGCACGUAUUUGCUGUGGAAAGCAUCGAGAAAAAGCGGAUCAGGAAGGGAAAAGUCGAAUACCUGGUGAAAUGGAGGGGAUGGUCUCCCAAAUACAACACGUGGGAGCCAGAGGAGAACAUCCUGGACCCUCGGCUGCUCCUGGCUUUCCAGCACAGGGAAAGGCAAGAACAAUCAAUGGGCUAUCGUAAACGAGGACCCAAACCAAAACACCUACUAGUUCAGCUACCAGCUUUUGCUCGACGUUCAAAUGUUCCUUCUCAGCUGCAGGACACUUAUCUGGAAGAAGAAAGGUCCAAAAGUGAUAUCCUGCAGCAACCUAUUAAACGCCAGUAUCAACUAAAUAGUAAAAAGCUUCACCAGUAUAAACCCUAUAACACCGAGGAACAGCGACAACACCAAGCUACUAAACAUUAUUAUCAGCUUAACAGCAAAAAGCAUCACCAUUAUCAACCGGACAUCAUGUACCCAAACCAACAAGCCGACUCUCACAGGAGCGAAACUGAAGGGAAUCAGGAGCAACAUCAAAGUAUUCAGGAGCAUGAAACGCUGCGCAGCGGAGCCAAAAAUGGAAAUAGUUCCCAAUCUGAAGGCAUGGAAAAGCCUGAAAUGAAGGAAAUGGAUUCGAGAUCCGGGACGGGGCCAGCACUAGCCAAGGAAAGUGUGAAAAGCAAUGGCAUGAACGGUAGAAUGAAAAUAGUAAAAAACAAAAAUAAAAACGGUAGGAUUGUAAUAGUCAUGAGCAAGUAUAUGGAUAAUGGGCUCCAGUCGGCGAAGGAUAAACACGGUAAGAACGGGGACGGAGGGAAUGAGUCAGUGACAAGCAAGACUGGAGACCGCGAGCUGUGGAUAGUUAAAAAUGGACAUGGGAAAGCUGUGCCGGCGGAGGAAAGAGGAGACAAGUUGGAGGCUGACAAUGUGGCCAAUGGGUGGCCUGAGACGGCCAAGACUCGCAAUGUAAACAAAGAGUCUGAGGCCGAGAAGAAUGGUUACAUUAGGACUUUGGUGGUUAAAGACGCGGCAGCUGCAGCUCAAAAUAAAAACGGGGAGGUAGCCGGCCGAGAAAGUGACGAGGUAGCAAGUGGGAAAGAGGUGAGAAGUCCAAAGGGACAACGUCCCUCGGAGCAGUGUGAACAACCAACUCCAUUGCGAUGGGCCUGUGAUUCGGAGGUUUCCAAAAGGGAUGGGUUAUACUCCAAACUCCCCAAGUCCAGGAAACGCUAUCUGUCAGAACCCAUCGUGGACAGAGAGGCCAAAAAGCCGCCGACGUGUAGAAGCAUUAGCGUGCCGGGCAGCGCCGUCCAGCUGGAACAGGAUGAUCUCAUUGAGCUGCAGGCGGUCGAUAGUUAUCAGAAUGAGGGAAUUGAUGGGACUUUGGACUCAAAUCCCGAGCAGCCAAUCGAUCUGAGCUGUGUAAAGUCCAGGCCUGAGCCUCAGAAGGCGACGACACAGCAGACGGAGGUUGAGGGAAAAGAGGAAACGGCAAAGGGGGAGCAACAAUAUCCUUGGACUGGCCUCAAGCCUUACCUGGGGAAUCUGAUUAUCACAGAUGUCACAGCGAACUGCCUCACUGUCACUUUUAAAGAAUAUGUAACGGUGUGAAGGAAACGUAAGGCCAAUUUAGAAACCGUAUAGAAUGAAUGCAGAAAUCCUGAGAGUGAAUGCACUCUUUAACCCAAAUCUCCAUUCUUUUCAUUGAAAGGUUCAAAUGUAUGCAAUUUUAUUUAUAAGCGGGCACAUUAAAUAUGUAGACGUAAAUAUGUGUCUGCAGUUAGACUGGGCUAACCAGGAAUAAAGGGCAACGAUAGAAAAUAUCGCUUCCUUAAAUCUGGAUUUUUAAUUUUUUAAAAGCAAAAUCUUAAAUAAAUAAAACCACAAUAUGGAUGUUUGAUACAUUGUUUCAAUUUUUAAUCCAAUGUCAAAUAUAAUUAAUAUUUGUGAUAAUAUGUGUGCUAUCUACAUGUGCAGACUCUGUAUUUCCUGUCUGUUUGAUAUUUCCGAAACUGGCGAGCUUGUGCUGCUAUGAUAGAAUUGUAUUUUUUUUGUGCUUGAAUGUAAAUAUGUGAAAACGCCUUUAAAGCACCAUAUUCGCUGUUGCAGUGAGGCGACAGUCAAUAAGAUAAUGGGAGAAUGUUGAUAUUCUUUUUUUAAUCUCCGGGACGCCAUUUUUGAUGUGGCGUUUCUUAUUUACCAACUGAACAGUGAAUAGAAAUUCUAUGAAACAAGACUGAGUCAUAUUCUUAAUUUGUGCCGCGCAAUGUAGAAGUCAAUAUACUGUCAUGGCGAAGCUCUUCUCUCGAAGGAUUCUGGUGCUGUUAGUGAGUAAAUGAAAAUGAUGAAACUAUGGAGCUUCCUUUGAAAUCUUACUGCCGAUAUUUUAAA